AUGGACGAUGUUGACGAGCUUGAUCUCGAUGAUGACUUCUUCUCACCAGCACAGCCAUUGGCAGGCUUUCCAUGGAACUUGAAUAGCACCACAAAGACAUCCUCUGCUGGCGGUCCUUCUAUUGCACCUGCCAAGCUGCAAGACACCCCAUCAGCAGCAGUGAGCAAGGGCAGCAACGCCUCUCAUCGAGCACCGCUGAAGCCGCUAGCGACACUGUUACAGGUCCCUGACUUCCCGCGCAGCGCAAGAACUUUGACGCCGCCCACGCACCCGCCUUACAGCGGAGCAGCACAGAGGACUGAGGCCAGCCCAGCAGUCGCCCAAAGUGGAGCUCACAGGGUCACAAAGCGACCGGCAGAAGGGCACAGCCUGUUCUCAUCAAAAAGGAUCGAGAUUGACCGGAGACAGAACACUGCAGCGUCCCUCAGAAGCGAUGCUCAGCAGCAGAGGCAGACCCUCCAGACAGUACUGCUGAGCAAAGAGAAGGCAGGCAAGGCUGGCAGCUUGGUAGUCAUGCUCGAGUCUUUCUCGCUCACUGGCUGUGGCGAUGCCUUUGCCAAGGUCAAGGAUCCGACCACACCCUCCAUGGGUGCUGGCAUAGACCGAAAGGUUCUACAGUCAUUUCGUCUGGACCCUGGCACUGUCCUCGUGCUGAAGCAGGUAUCAUACCUGAAGAUGAGCAAUGUGCCCUACCUGUGCGUGACUCCCCCAAACGUGCUGAGGGUGAGUCUCAAUAACCUGUCCUAG
This is a messenger RNA of Coccomyxa subellipsoidea C-169, 747 nucleotides long. RefSeq lists its product as hypothetical. The transcript has 4 exons. Bases 1 to 747 code for a protein of 248 amino acids. Lineage: Eukaryota; Viridiplantae; Chlorophyta; Trebouxiophyceae; Coccomyxaceae. Gene Ontology annotation, biological process: recombinational repair. The record is from RefSeq and is a predicted model, not a curated record.